Messenger RNA from Vitis riparia (riverbank grape), 810 nucleotides. Its product is annotated as ferredoxin, root R-B1-like. Gene Ontology annotation, cellular component: plastid. Bases 113 to 562 code for a protein of 149 amino acids. Gene Ontology annotation, biological process: electron transport chain. Lineage: Eukaryota; Viridiplantae; Streptophyta; Magnoliopsida; Vitales; Vitaceae. The record is from RefSeq and is a predicted model, not a curated record. Gene Ontology annotation, molecular function: 2 iron, 2 sulfur cluster binding; electron transfer activity. The transcript is spliced from 2 exons.
UCAUCCCUGACUCACCGUCCCACUAUAUAGAGACUAGUUAGGGCUUAUUUAGGAUUUGCGAUCCCGUGAUCUCUCGCGUCUCUGUCUCCUCUCUUGUGCCAAGAGUGUAAAUAUGUCUACCGUGAGCCUUCCUACGCCAUUCUUGUUCAAAAGUGCACCCUUGAAGAAAUCUUGUGCCUUGAUCAGGAGUCCAGGUUCUUUGGGUUCUGUGAGGAGCACCUCCAAAGCAUUUGGGCUGAAAUCUUCCUCCUUCAGAGUAUCUGCAAUGGCAGUGUACAAAGUGAAACUGAUUGGUCCAGACGGUGAGGAAAGCGAGUUUGAUGCCCCGGAUGAUGUUUACAUCCUUGAUUCGGCUGAAAAUGCGGGACUGGAACUGCCAUACUCAUGCAGGGCUGGAGCCUGCUCAACCUGUGCAGGGCAGAUGGUGUCGGGAUCUGUCGACCAAUCAGAUGGAUCAUUCCUUGACGAGAAGCAAAUGGAUAAUGGUUACGUGCUGACCUGUGUUUCAUACCCAACUUCAGACUCUGUAAUUCAUACUCACAAGGAAGGGGAUCUCUACUGAGUCAUGGAAGGUUGAUGGUGGCUCGGUGACAUGUGGUAGAAUUAGGACAUUAUGGGCCGGGUGCCGAUGUUGGCUAUUGAGUAUUUGGGAUGAGAUUUGUUUUAUGUUAUUUGGGCACAUCAAUUCUAGUAUAUGACUUAGCACAAAGCUAGAAUUCGAGUAGAAAUUCUCAGAAUAAAUUACUUGUUGGUCAUAUGGGAACUAGUCACUGAUUCUGGAUUUGGAUGGUAAGAUUUUUUGGCCUUAAA